Messenger RNA from Symbiodinium pilosum, 1383 nucleotides. The record is from the annotation of a GenBank genome assembly. NCBI's taxonomy places the organism in Eukaryota, Dinophyceae, Suessiales, Symbiodiniaceae.
AUGCAGCUUGGGGCGCGAAGCGCUCUGCAUGAUGACCGCGUCGCUGCUUUGCUAACGGCACUUGCGUCUGCGCCCCUCAAGCGGGAGCCAGACUUGGACUGGGCAGGACUCUAUUCCUCCGGCAUCCAAUGUUCGCCAUAUGUUGGCCCCGUGGAGGCGAGGCUUCUUGAAGGGCGGGGCCUUGGCCUCGUCACAAGCCGCCCAGUCCAGGCAGGUGAACUACUGCUGUUGGAGGAGGCUUGGGCAACCUCCAGGAGUUGUGGUGCCGCUUCAAGCGCGGCCUUGCCAGAGUUAACCGAAGCCUGCAUGCAGAAGCUUGCAAGUGCACAGAUCAACGAGCAGGCUUUAUUCUGGUCUCUCCAUGGACAGGCUUCCGCUAGUGGGACAAAGGCCUGGCAAAAUCCCCAGCUACGACUUGCAAUCUUCCAGAAGUACUUGUGUCAAAUGAAUGACGGAAGCGAGGGCACAGAUGUCAAGCUGCCCGCUUUGCCAGACAGACAGCUGCGCAAUUCAGUCACUUCCAUAGUCGCCUCAAACAGCCGAAGAUCGGAGACCUGGAACAGUCUUACGCUACUGUUGGAUGAAACACAGGCUCUGGGUGGACUCUGGUUUGCCGCGUCUUUAUUCAACCACUCCUGUUGUGCAAACGUCACGCUGAGCUACGGCUGGUCCAAGGACCGUCGCAUCAUUUUGGUGGCUCGUGCUGCUGUUGAUUUGGCGCAGGAUGAGGAGCUGAUGGACACUUACGUUUACCCAUUCGAGACCGUCGUCGAGAGGAGAAGAAGGUUGCAGACGUAUGGCUUCUGCUGCUCCUGCAACAGAUGUUCGGUGGAGGCUCCACUGGCUGCGGAAGCCGGGAAGUUGGCUGACUUGCUGGAGGUGGAGCUGCAGAGCUUGUCUGCACUGAGAGGUCGUGGCGGUAAAGCCAGCGAGAUGACAGAGGUUGUUGGCAGAAUCAGGAAGGCCCUGAACAAGGUGUGCACCACGGCUCAGCAACUGUCGCCAAGCGAACAACCGCUCUGGAGGGCGCAGUUCGUGUGGGGUUUCCACGGUUUAGCCAUGGCUGCCCAGGAUGCCGGCAUCUUUCAGCAAGCGGUCGAGGCCUUCCAAACCUGCACUGACCUGGCAGCUCUCAUAGCCCCAAGUUCAGAGUACGAGUUGAAGUACCACAUGAUGCUCACUCAGUGCCGUGCCAGGCAGGCGCUAUCGACACCUCCGCGUAGCCUUGCUAAAGACACGGCGACUGUGUUGAAGGAGGGGCUGCGGCGGGCGGAGGAGGCACACAACCGACACUAUGGCGGCGGAGGACGCCACUUCUUGAGUCGAAUGCAGAAGAGGCUUCAAGACUUCCAUGCUGCCCUACGCCACUGCGCAACGCGAUAG